Molecule: messenger RNA, 1493 nt
Organism: Drosophila obscura
Lineage: Eukaryota; Metazoa; Arthropoda; Insecta; Diptera; Drosophilidae
Exons: 3
Coding region: 88-1227 (379 amino acids)
Source: RefSeq, a predicted model, not a curated record
ACAAUUUAAUUCCUAAAAUAGUUGACAACUUUUAAACUAGAAGCAAUAUUUUGUGUUCUAAAAUAAAUUUUCUAGCUUUGUGGCAAGAUGGCGGAAAAGUCAAAUAAAAAAUUGCCUGCGGUGCAGCAGCAGCAGCAGCAGAUUAUUGAAGAAUUACCAAAGGGACAGCAGCAGCAGCAGCAGGACACAAAAAGGACUCCAAAAAAGAGAAUGGUCAAAUAUACUGAUAUCCUGAGCCAAAGCGAGCUGGACGAACUCCUAAGGCCAGUGGAUGAUUUCGACGAUGAGUGGGAUGAAGAGAUCUCCGUGGCGCAGCACGAAAUCAACUGCCAAGAAUGGGAUCAUCUGGUGAAAUAUAUCAAGAUUCCACACUAUUAUAUCGAACUGAUUAUGGAAUCGAAUGGUGUACAGUUACCAGAAAAUUUCAGGAGAUUGGAUUUUCCAAUCCGUUCGUUUGCGCCCGAAACGGUUGCCAUCAUGAAGGAAGCGCUGCUCCUGGAGGCCGCUUUCCGGCAAGGACUUAAACACUCGACCGAAUGGACCCUUGACACCGAUGUGGCUGAACUGGAAGCAGCGCUACGCAAAGCUCGCAUCACACCUCUGACGGACACACUGUCCUUGAUGACUAAGAGCGGCUGCUAUCCUCGCCUUGAGGACAUAAGUCCACCGAAAAUAUUUGCCUCACCGUCGAAAAGGUACCAGAAGGACGUGCCAUGCGAUCCGCCGGAAUCAUCCCAGAAUAAGCGUCAACGUCUCAUAGAAAAGGCUUGCCAAAAGCAAGCAUUGCUCCAGAGGCAAGAACAGAAAUCGUUGAAAGAACAACGCAAGUCGAAGGAUUUUAAAGACACCAAGUCUUCCUUCGACUCGCAGUAUAGCUCCUAUAAUUCUUGGUCUUGUUCUGGUUCGAAGUCUAGGGUUGCUCUCUCACCAAGCGCCGCCGAACGUGUUCAACAUGAGAUGCGACUGCGCGUGAAGCAAAUUGAUGAAGCACUGAAGAGAAGCCCCAAAUCGAAGGCGCAGGCUGGUCAUCGCAGCAGGGGCAGUUCCCCUGGGUCCCGCUCUGGUUCAGACUCUGACUCCAGCUCUGGAUCAAGCUAUAGAUCAAGCUCUGCGUCAAGCUCUCGAUCAAGUUCCUCUGGGUCAAGUUCUGGAUCAAGUUAUUAUUCAAGCUCCGAAUCUGACAAUGAAAAUGAAACCUUGCCAAAAUCUGCCAUGCAAAAACUAUAACUAUAAUUUCAGUGGAAUCAAAAAAAACAUCUCCAUUUAUCACCAAAAAUAUCUAAAAUGUAAAAAAUAAGCUCAGUGAUCCCCAAUGCAGGUCCAGCCGUGGAUCCAGCUGCGGGUAUAGAUCCAGCACAGGUCUCGGCCAUGAAAACGCUGUAACUUCAUUCGAAGCAAUAAAACAUAUAAAUAUAUCAUCGAACACAUCCGAAAAAUAAGCUUUGUAAUCCGCUUCAGAACAUUUAUGCCUUGAUUUCGUCAGAUUGUGUCAG